This is a messenger RNA of Phyllostomus discolor (pale spear-nosed bat), 6436 nucleotides long. It is a transcript of the gene STUM, whose product is annotated as stum, mechanosensory transduction mediator homolog. The transcript is spliced from 4 exons. The record is from RefSeq and is a predicted model, not a curated record. NCBI's taxonomy places the organism in Eukaryota, Metazoa, Chordata, Mammalia, Chiroptera, Phyllostomidae. The coding region runs from base 197 to 613 and encodes 138 amino acids.
CGCGGCAGAGGGCCAGGCGCGUGGGGACGCGGGAGUGCGGGUUCCCUGCCAGCUGCGGGCACCCGAAGCACGCUGGCCGCCUGAGCUCGGCGCGGAGCCCGGAGCCCGGAGCCCGGAGCCGGCCGUCCCCCGCCCCCUGUGUGCUGGGCAGCAGCCCCGGCUGCGGCAGCCCGGCUCCCGGGGAGCGCGCCCCGCCAUGGAGUCUUCGCACAAAGACGCCGAGACGGCGGCGGUGGCGGCGGCGGCGGACCCCCGGGGGGCGUCCUCGUCCAGCGGGGUGGUGGUGCAGGUCCGCGAGAAGAAGGGCCCCCUGCGCGCCGCCAUCCCCUAUAUGCCCUUCCCGGUGGCCGUCAUCUGCCUCUUCCUCAACACUUUCGUGCCGGGACUGGGGACGUUCGUCUCGGCCUUUACCGUGCUGUGCGGAGCCCGCACCGACCUCCCAGACAGGCACGUGUGCUGCGUCUUCUGGCUGAACAUCGCGGCGGCCCUCAUCCAGAUCCUCACGGCCAUCGUCAUGGUGGGCUGGAUCAUGAGCAUCUUCUGGGGCAUGGACAUGGUCAUCCUUGCCAUUUCCCAAGGCUACAAGGAGCAGGGCAUCCCACAGCAGCUGUGAGCCCGGCCAGCCGCCAGGAGACCAGGCAGCCCCGAGAGGGCCCCGUCCGGCAGCGGCGGGCACAAGGACCUUGCGUGUUGUCUUCUGCUGUUUCCUGGGUUUGGAGUGGACAGGGAGGGAUUUGAAGAUACUAUUUAUUUUGGAAACGCACCUGCUUUUCUCAGCAGGCUCUGAGGGCUGCCAGCCCCUCCCUGCUGCAUCAGGAGAACCCCGUGGGCUCGGGCCCCCUGAGCCUCUCCAGGGGAGUGGGGAUCGGCGAUAGAGUGGCUGGAACGUUCCUGUUCCCUCCCACCCCACCCCCUGCCUUGCAUCCUCCACCGCAAGGGCACACCUGAGCGGUGGGGCCAGGUAGCAGUGGCCCGGUCCGGGUGAGCAGGGCCUCACCAAGGGGCAGGACUGCGGUGGACACUUCCUUUGGGUCCCCAGCCCCUGCCAGAGUGGGCCCCUGGAGACAGCUCCAGGGGGGCAGUGAGAAUGGACGGACUCCAGCCUGGAGUGGCAAGGCCUGCUGUGCCCUCAGCUUUGGUGGCAAGGGACACAGAUCCCCAGAGGCAUGACCUCCCUUAUCGAAUCCCCCACCUCCUUGUCACUGAAACUCCCAGGCCUGGGGGUGUUGGACCUUUGUUUCCCCGAGUCUAUGGGCGUCCCUGGGGCUGCCUCCUGGAAUCCUGGUCUUACCCAGAAAGGCCGAGCCGGCUCUGCACGGGCCCGCCUGGCCGCCUUCCACAGCUCCCUGAACACCGUUUCUGGCCCACAGUCUGUUUUCUGGAGUCCCUGGGAUGGAUGGGUCUCUGAGGUCAGAGAUGCUGGGUGUGAGAAAGAGAACAGCAGACGUGGUGCGCCCCACAUUUCCCAACACCCCGCCGUCUGGAACAGCGCUCCACCGUCUAGCACGUGACCCGGGGGUGCCUCCGGUUGCAAAGGGGCCUCGGGUCCCCUUGGGACACCUCGACGAUGGUUACAGGCAGACCCCAUGGGGGGCAGGAACCAGCCCGACUCCUCCAGGGGACUGCAGGUCACGUGUGAAUCUGAAAUGUGGAGGGGGAAGCUCCAAAAUGAUAGCGACAAGGCGGGCAUCUCCACGUCUGGUUUCAUUUUCAGUCUCACGUGGGAAUCGCUAAGAUGCAAGGCGGGCUCCAGGCCAAGUGUCCACCCACUGGACUUCGUGCCCCUCUCUGAGGGGCUGCUCCUGGGGGCCAGGGCUGGAGAAGGGACCUGUCUGCCCAUUUUCUUCCCAUGCUGGAUAGGGCCCCUGGGUCCAUCGGGGGCCCUGUUGACAGCCAGUGUUUGCAUAGUCUCUGUUCUUAGACCCCCAGCUGGGGCAGCGGCCCACCCGCCCCGUGCACUGGGCUUUCUAAUUACAGUCCUGCCGGGGAAGCAGGCCUGCAGGUCCCUGGGACCUGGACAGCUUCCUGGCAUCCCCCUGGCCGCUUGCCCAUCCCUGCACCCUGGUUCGGGGCAGGUUCUCCACUCCUGGCCUGACCUUGGCUGCCCGUCACCCUUAGCUUUGAUGAGCAUCUCCUCAAGGCUGCAGGGGGCUGGGUUGCCCUUUGGGAACACCUGGCACGUCUUUGUCCCCUCCCCCCUCCUCUCUUCCUGACGCCAGCGCGGCCUUUGCUGCUGCUUUCACGUUGGGGAGCCGCUGCGUUUUCAAGGCAAGGAACCCAGUUUGGUUUGAUCGAAAAGCCAGAGCCUUUCUCCAGGCCGAGAAGACAGCCGGCUGCUCUCCGGGCAGCGGCGCCUAAGCCUGGAGCCUCCCCUGGAAUCAGAUAGAACCUCCUCAGUUGAUGGAACGACAGCGCAAGGGCCCAGCCACUCCUCCACAGCCGCCAGCCCACAGCCCUGCCCCCCCGCAGCUCCCCGAGUUUGCGUGGCCCCCUGGAGUGAUGACAGGUCCCCGGGGAGGGAGGGUGCCCCCACCGUGGGAGGGGAGGGUGCUGUUCUCCUGGCUGGGACUGGGGGUGGCUGCUGAGAGGUUACAGAACAGAUUGCGACUUAUGUCGAUGUUUAGUGACACAAUCCAGACAGAGGUGGGAAUUGUUUUUUGAGUGACAGGUGUCACCAUGAGUCCCAGUGUGGAAUGGCUUAAUGUGAAGGUCUGUGUACUUGGAAGGACGUCCCCAAACUUGGGAAGACAUGAGGUACAGGAGGAAGCCCCUUUGCAGGCAGCUGCUGCGUGGAAGAAACCGAGACCGGGAGGGCCCCGCUGGUCUGGAACAGCGAGCCCAUGCGGACCGGCACGUGGGUGGAAUCGGCUCAAACAGCAUCAACUCAUCAGCCCGCAGUCUCUCCAUUCGGAUAAGGAGCCGUGGCUAGUGUGAUCCCAGCGGUCCGGGCAGGCCCCUCAGGCUGUCAGGCGGCCGGAAUUCGUUGAUUGAACCCCCACCAGCUGAAAACUAGGGGUCUCAUGCCUGCGAGUACUUGAUUGACACCUAGCCCUCUGGGGACAGAGCUGGGCUUGCCUCAAUGGCACAGUGCAAAGGGGAAGGUCCAGAAGUCACGGGGCACGUUUCAGGACUGGCCUUCCGUCUGUCAGAAUCCCCCAGGCCAUCCCCUGGCCAUGGGGGUUUGGGGGGCCCCAGGGGUGCAGAGAGCUUCAUAGUAAAGGAGACGAUAAUCUCAGGAUUGGAGCGGCAGUUCCCUGCGCCAGAGUGGAGCCCUGGAGUGAGAAUGAGCCGCCUGGGGGUUGGGGAGUGUCCUGUGGGCGUGGAGGCUGUGGGGCUGGGGCGUAAUCUCUGGGUCUGCUUCAGAGCCAGGACUCGGGCUUGGAUGGCCCCGGUCCCUGUGGAGCAGCAGGAGGCGGAUGGCUCCUGGUCCUGUCGCCCCCACCCCCUACCGCCCUAACCCUGCCUGCCCUGCGCUGGGGGCUGCGGGUGGGGCCUCCACUUGGGUGCCCUUGAGGGGAGGGAAGGAAGAGACACAGAGCAAGAAGCCCUCUUCUGUGGCCCAGACCACGUGUCAGCCUCAGUGUCAAGGGCAGCCUCCCAAUGCUGGGAGCUGGCUCAGCACUGCGUGGAGCAUUCGGUCUCCAGCGACUGCCCAGACAGGGUGGGUUUGUGAGGGUCUCUCAGCUGUGCCUGGACCCAGCUCCCCCGGGGCCCCUGGGCCCCAGCUGGGGGUGGGGUGGGGCCGUCUGACUCUAGGCCAGGAGCCUGAGCCCCAGCAGCUCCCGGGGCCACCGCAGGCUUUAGUGACACUGGUUGUUUUUAUCUGUUAGUGACGUUGGCAAGGGAAGCCUCCUGCACUGUGUAAACUGCUCUGGUGUUGCACUUGGAUGUACAUGAACCAGUGGGCGGUUUCAGGCCCUGUUCACUGUUGCUACUAUUCCUCCCUGUCGCAGGUCUGUUCGAGGGCUUUCCGCAGAGGGCCUGGGUGGGGAGGAGCCCUUUUAAAGCGCGCCCCCCCCUCACUGUCCCUGCCAGAGACCAUGACCUCGUGUGGGGUGGGGGGCUCCAGGCUCGGGGAACAGUUCAAAGAGGACGCUGACCGUAUGCUGUGUGUGUCCCCCUGCCCUCCCGGGGCCCGGGCCGAGGCUGAGCAGCAGCAGGCUUUCCCCUGCGGCCCCUGGCUCGGGCUCACGCCUGCAGCCUCCCGGCCUGCGUUUCGGCCUUCAGCGGGCACUCAGUGUAGGCACUCAGUGUGGGCUCCGGUGAGGGCCAAGCAGGGCCUGGGCACGGCCUCGGCGCAGCCGAUCAAAGAUGCCACUUUCCUGGAGAGCAUCCCAGUCCCCAGGCUCCCGGGUGAAACAGCAAGAUGCACGGAGGUAGAUGAGGGGAUACCCUGUCCCCGAGGACCGGCUGGACCCUUCCCUGCAAAGAUGGGGGGUCAGGAUGUCAGGGAGGUGGGACCAAGGUGGCCUGAGCACCGGGUGGGUGUCCCUCAGGGUCCUGUGUGUCUGCCGGUUUUCUGCCUGUUGGGCUCUCAGAGCUUCAGAAGGUUCAUGGGGCCCCAGAGGGGCGGAUGCUCACGCCCAGAAUCCACCUAAGUCCCAUGAGAUAGGCUGAGCCCCUCCGGUGACAGCGGGGGGGGGGCCAACCAGCGUGACCCCGGACGCUCCCCACGACCUGCACGGGAGUUCUAGGUUCAGUGCUGUUCGUCCCUUCUGCUGCUUCCUGCCUCCGCUUUACCUCCUGUGUGUGAGGGGAAGCAAGGAGGGGCCUGGGCUACCACUGUUUUCCCCAGGUCUGUGGGAGCGAGGGGCUGGGAGGGGCCGAUCCGGUGGAGGGAGGGGGAUAGGGACAGGGACCCGGACCCAGACGGGGACAGGGACUGGCUGUUCUCUCCCACCCAGGCCUCCUGGGCUCAGGGCUGGCAGCCCUGCCGCCAGGACUCUUUCUAGCGAAACGGAAACAUUGGCCCCCAGUUCCGCUCGCCCCUCCUGCCCCUGCCCCACUCGGGUCCCACUUGUACGCACCUGAGCUCCUGGGACAAGUCGUCUCUCGCUUUGAUUUUGCUGGGACUCUCUGUCCCCAGCCCCUCUCCUUCCCUCCUGCCUGGAUUUGCCAAAACACCAGCCACCCCAGCUGGUCCGGACUCCACAGUACCCCACACCGCACGUUCACCUUUAAAUGGGCAGAAGCACAGACACACAUGCACACACACACACACAUGCACACACACACAUGCACACUCACACGUGCACACAUGCACACGUGCACACUCCGCAGCCCCUCUGAGUGCCGCCGGGUGAGGGCCGGACAGGGUCUGUCGGGAGGCUCAGGACUGGGGCUUCACAUCUCCUAAGGGGCCUGAGUCCCCCUCCAACCCCCACCCAGGACCCAUCUUCUUCCAGCCCGGCCUCCGGCUGGUGGCACUGUUUGCGUCUGUCACUCCCACCCAGGGCCCCAGACUUGCACAGUGUCCCCUCUCCAGGGCACCUGGUCUUGGAUCUCUUUUUCCCAGGCCCAUGGGCUCAGCAUCACACCCCGCCCCACUGGGUGGGGCUUACCCCCCACACCCCACCUUGGCCUUUGGUGGGAGGCGGGUCUGCUCAGAGAACAGGGGGACGGUGGUUGUUUUCUGGGUUCUUCCUGAGCUGCAGACAAGCCUCUCCUCCGAGGCCCUUUUCUGUCCCCACACCCCUCCCGCCUGCCCCAGCACGGGAACCAGGGAGGCGAGGAGCAGGCCGGGUCGUGUCCACAGUGCGCUCUGGUCAGUGCUGGGCCCGUGUUCCGAGGGGGCGAGGGCGGUGUUGCCGUAACGGCCCGGGCACCCCGUGGGAGCCCUCGGCUGGCCACGUUCGCAGGCUGAGUUCCGUGCUGCUGUACACAGUGCCCGUGUUGUCAUUGUCAUUGUUGUUUUUUAAACAACAUACAUAAAACCAAGACCGGUUCUGUGCGUAUGCGGGUGCGUGUUGUGUCGUGACCGGCUGUGUUGGGGUCUCAGUGUUUGCUGUUACGUGAAUCACUGUACACUCCGGCUGUUCUCCGACAAGGCUGUGCACUCUGAUUCCCCACGGCUUCCUUGACUCAGUCCUACCCACCCCACCGCCAGCUCUCCCCGGGAUCCAACCCAGCCAGGUGGCUUUUCCGGCCCAUCCCGAUGACUGGAGCCUUUUGGGGUCCAAGAGAGGAAGAAACCUCCCGUGUCUGGGGCCCAGGGGAGCUUUCAGACUUGCCCGGGUCCAAACCUCGCAGCCUGGACCCCAGCCUGCCUACAGCUUCGCUCCCCCAGAGUCCUCAGGGCCAAGCCCUGGCAGACUCGCCGCUGCUACGGGGCCUCCAUGGUGCCCCACGGGCGCUCAGCAGGGUUCCAGCUUCUCCUGCAUUCCGCCUGCUUUGAAAUCCAUAACUCAAGCACCGUUACUGUACGUGUAAUAAAAAA